Aspergillus tanneri is the source of this 2769-nucleotide messenger RNA. Its product is annotated as protein kinase family protein. Lineage: Eukaryota; Fungi; Ascomycota; Eurotiomycetes; Eurotiales; Aspergillaceae. Gene Ontology annotation, molecular function: protein kinase activity; ATP binding. Gene Ontology annotation, cellular component: cytoplasm; nucleus; centrosome. Gene Ontology annotation, biological process: protein phosphorylation; chromosome segregation. The record is from RefSeq and is a predicted model, not a curated record. The transcript has 4 exons. The coding region runs from base 1 to 2769 and encodes 922 amino acids.
AUGAGUGAGGAGGUCAUCAGCUCGCUUUGCGAGCAGUUCGUCAUCCGACUCCGGGACAACUCUUCAAGCAACCACCGUCAGCAUCGAUUCUUUCGCAACGGCACAGGGUCCGAAGUCUUCCACAGCAAUCAGCAAGAUCUACGCGAGCUGCUCCGACACCUGUGUCAGUUCCAUGCGAUCUCACUGGACCUGCUUCCCCUGCUCGUACAGCGAACCUUAUCAGACUUGAGCACCGUCUUCGCCAUCCUGCUUUGGGUCCGUGGACGACACGAAGUGCCUGUCCUGCGACAGUUUCUCGACCUGAUUCUCGAAGCCGCCGGAAGGGGGGACGGUGCGACACUUAAGGUCACCGACGAUGACCUCCCGUUGUCACGGUCCACCGCGACCGGUACGUUUCCCCUGAAAGGGGCCGAAUUUUACGAAAAGCAGUUCAAGUUCUGCGCAGUGACACUCGUGAAACGAGAAGAGGUGAUAUACAAGGAUGACCGAUGCAAGUGCCCGCUGCCGUAUCUGGAAGAAAGCCGGAUCGGAGAAGGCGCCUUCGGUCAGGUCUGGAGCGUGCGCAUUGAGAAACGGCAUCUGCAGUCAAGAGGAAAACACACAGAGACGACAGUGGCCCUGGAGUAUGCGCGAAAGGAUUUCCAACUGAAUCAGGAACAGGCUUUUCAGGAGGAGCGCGAGAUCUUGAAUCGGAUCCUGGAUCAACCCCGAAGACACCGGAACAUCAUGGUGGCACUGGCCAGCCUACAGUAUGGGAACACCUACAGCCUCUUUUUUGACCUGGCAUCCUGCAACCUCGCCGAGUAUCUGCACGCGGAAGAUCACUCUCCUCCUUGGAGUUGGGAGGAAAAAUGCGCCAUCUACCGGCGUGGAGUCACUCUGGCCGGAGCGUUGGCUUUCCUUCACACUGAGUUCCGGAACCAAAGCUUGGAAAUGCUCUCGUGCUACCACCUCGAUCUCAAACCCCACAAUAUCCUCGUCUUCAACGCAUAUACCAGCUCCGAGGAAUGGAAGAUAACUGACUUUGGUCUUUCCCGAGUCAAAGGCCGAAGGCACGGCGGGGACGAGGACGUGGCUCUGGUGAUGCCAUUCCUGAGAAAGGCCCAGUGGGGACCCCGGCAUUUCCAAGAACCAUCGACGAUGAAUCGACGCGGCGAAGGUACUUAUCUCGCCCCAGAAUGCUCCUUGCCCAACGGCAGGGUGAGCUCCGCCAGUGAUGUUUGGUCCUUUGGAUGCAUCUUUAGCUUGGUGAUGUCCUACAUUGACGCCGGCCGUAGUGGUGUGGUGGCAUUUGCGACAAAACGGCGCCAACAGGAACAUGGUGACUCCUUUUAUACCAUAAAACGCAGGGGAAGAGAACCAGAGCUUUCGCCGGUGGUGAAGAAUUGGUUCAGUCAUCUGAAGAAGAGGGCGAGUGCCAGUCCUCAUGUAAUGGAAGGUAAGGUGGUAGGUCGCACGCUCGAUUUCUUGCAGAAGGAUGUACUUCAUCCUAAACGCGACCGAAGGGUUAUGGCAACCAGACUUGAAGCCGAAUUGUCUGAGAUAAGUCGUCGUUUCUACCAGCCUCUCGAGAUAUCGGGCUCCAGAGUAAAAAAAUGGAGAUUUUCACACUCCAAACAACCGCCGUAUAUUCCUCAGCAUCAGAAGCUCCCUUUGGAUCAAAGUCUGGGCAUACAAAGUAGUCUAUUUGCUCCCGGAGGAGAUCUCCUGGUUAUCCACUCUCUACCGAAGGCCCAGGUGUUCUCCCCGAAUGAAAUUGUAUCCAGUAUGGAAGAGCACGCUGCUAUCCCAAAGCCACGUCUGAUCCUCCUUCCCAACGCCCGAUUGGAAUGUAUCGCAAACAGCUCGACUUUGAUUUGCGCUUGUCUUGCGGUUCCGUAUUUCGAGUGCUACUUUUAUGUUGCAUCCGAAUCAUCACUCACCAGUCUUCCUAAUAACGCUCGAGUUUACCGUCCUCACAUGGGGUCUAUCAAGAAGGUAGCCAUAUCUGCAGAUGGGGAAUGGGCUGCUUUUAUUAUCACGCGCAGUCCUUACGGGCCGGAUUCAGAUGCUCUGGUGUACCUUUUACGCACCAAAGAUCUGGUGGGUGUAUCAAGCGAUGCGAUCUCCUCUCCACCAUCAAGUCGUUCGAACUCACCUGUCCAGGGUCACAGCUCCGACAGCAUCACUAGCGGGGGGGGCACUAUCUCGCAAGGCUCGCAGAUUGGACCUGUGGCACAAAUCCGGUCAUUCAUCUUCUCCAGCGACGCCCAGUAUCUAGUCAUAAUCAGUCAGUUAGACCCUGAGCAUUUGUGCAUUCGAGCAUGGGACACGCACUGUGGCUCAUUCUGCGCAGAUCUGAACAUAGCAUUUUCGGGCUCCUCCAUAGUGGGAGACACUCUCUUCACUGCAUGUACUAUGUGUCAUCAUACACCCAGCCUAUUUAUACUGUGUCAAGGCAGAUAUCUGCUUUAUAUCAGCUCUUGGAGUUGGGAUCAUCGCGUCCAUACCCUACCCGGCCACAUCUUCAAUGUUUUCGCGCGUGACGAUGAUGCGGCACUGGUUCUUCUAGGAAAUAAUGGCGACGACCGUCUUCUAAGGGCCUACACCAUGCCGAUCCCAAUCUCAGGGCCUCCUGAGCUUAAAGAAAUAGCCAUGAGUAAUCUGAGCUCAUACAGCGCGGCCCGGGACAGUGCCGUCCUCGCACAAGGCACAAGAUCGCGAAGGAUGUUACUAGUCGCGACGGCGAGAGGCGAAUUCCUUGCUAUAAGAAUCCCAGAUGGAACAUGA